CAGUGGCCUUUCGGAAGCAGAAGGUGACUUGUCUCUACUGCCCUGCUAAGAAGUGGAAUUCUUUCAGCCAUGAAGCAUGUGUUGAACCUUUACCUCCUGGGUGUCGGGCUCACCCUGCUCUCUAUCUUCGUUAGAUUAAUGGAGUCACUGGAGGGCUUACUGGAGAGCCCAUUGCCUGAGAGUUUUUGGACCACCAGAGGUCACCUGGCCAGUACACAGCACCCCAAGGGUCUUCCAGACCACCCAUCCAGAGGGGUGCAGUAAGGCCACCCCUGAGGACAGUAACUUUGGAACACUUUAGG
This is a messenger RNA of Condylura cristata (star-nosed mole), 302 nucleotides long. RefSeq names its product hypoxia-inducible lipid droplet-associated protein-like. Lineage: Eukaryota; Metazoa; Chordata; Mammalia; Eulipotyphla; Talpidae. Gene Ontology annotation, cellular component: lipid droplet. The record is from RefSeq and is a predicted model, not a curated record. Gene Ontology annotation, biological process: autocrine signaling; positive regulation of lipid storage; positive regulation of cell population proliferation. The transcript has a single exon. The coding region runs from base 70 to 264 and encodes 64 amino acids.